AUGCUGGGUCUGGUGCGUACCUUCGGCUCGUCGAACGAGAGGAGCGGAGCCGAGAGGGAGAGGGCCCUCGGCGCCGGCCUCAUGUCCGAACCCCGCGCCUCCCCGCGGGCGCUCGGCAAGUACGACGCGCGGUUCCGCGAGGCGUUCCGGAGCGUGCCCGAAGACGAAGUCCUCCUCAAAGUGUACUCCUGCGCCCUCCUCAGGGACAUCCUGCUCCAGGGCCGCCUCUAUAUCUCCUCGAACUGGCUCUGCUUCUAUGCAAACCUUUUUGGCAAGGACAUCAAGUCGGAUUAUAUGCAUGUCCUCGGCGGAACGUCCCCAUCCCUCUCUUUCCGCCCCAUAGGUGUCCGUUCCGGUGACCUCUGUCCAACUGGUGAAGAAAUGCCGGACGGCGAGACUGCUGCCCAACGGGCUGGCCGUUACCACGGACACCGGGCAGAAGUACGUCUUCGUGUCCCUCCUGUCCCGGGACAGCGUCUACGACGUGCUCAGGAGGAUUUGCACGCAUCUCCAGGUCAGAGUUCACCCCACACCUCCGAAGAGAGCCCAGAAAGGCUCUGCCCUGCUCUGCUCUGCUCUGCUCGGGUCAACGGGAAGAAGAGCUUGAGUCCGAAGCAGCAUGUGGAGGAGCCGAGCUCCUUAUCGCUGGUUGAUUUCCCGGCGCCGGACGAGUUCCCUGUCCCGGUGCUCAAGUGGAGGAGCAAGUCCUCCUCGGGGUCCACGUCCUCGUCGCCGCCCGACCUUCCGGACAACUCCGCCAGCAGCCUCGGUAUGGUGGACUCGCCUUUCCGGACGGACUCGCCCCUGGAGGAGCGAAGCGCGCGGGCCGACGAGACCCCCGCUGGCGAACCGGAAGCCGUGCUGAGCCGCGCGGAGCGUCGGCUGCUCGAGCUCUUCAUCGUGCUUAUCGUCGUCCUCAUCCUGUCCUCGUGCUACCUGGCGUUCCGCGUGUGCACCCUGGAGGAGCAGCUGUCCUUCCUCAACACCAAGCUGGCCCAGCAUGUAAGGGAGAGGUAACCCCUGCUCCUGGCUGCACCCCCCAGGAAGUCCCGCCUCAGAGGACACGCC
Messenger RNA from Scleropages formosus (Asian bonytongue), 1068 nucleotides. Its product is annotated as GRAM domain-containing protein 2A-like. The record is from RefSeq and is a predicted model, not a curated record. Gene Ontology annotation, cellular component: organelle membrane contact site; endoplasmic reticulum membrane. Bases 1 to 1017 code for a protein of 338 amino acids. The transcript has 9 exons. Gene Ontology annotation, biological process: regulation of store-operated calcium entry. Lineage: Eukaryota; Metazoa; Chordata; Actinopteri; Osteoglossiformes; Osteoglossidae. Gene Ontology annotation, molecular function: phosphatidylinositol-4,5-bisphosphate binding.